Messenger RNA from Rhodofomes roseus, 812 nucleotides. RefSeq lists its product as uncharacterized. Lineage: Eukaryota; Fungi; Basidiomycota; Agaricomycetes; Polyporales; Fomitopsidaceae. The record is from RefSeq and is a predicted model, not a curated record. Bases 162 to 677 code for a protein of 171 amino acids. The transcript is spliced from 4 exons.
GUUGAAGUCGUGAUCGGAAACGCGGAAGCCCCGGCGAGUAGUGCGUGUCAAACCGCACACGUCGUCCAUCGAAAUUGGAGGCUGCUGUCGGUUUUGUAAGUUGACUCUGAGAGCCUCAAUGCACGCCCCAAGCGCGCACUCUUGACGACGACUAUUGGGCCAUGUUCUACUUCGACACCGUGGCAAGUACAGGGUCGGGCAUCGAGAUGGGCUUUCCUCAGGAGAGCCACCGCCUGAACGUCGCACCGCCUUUUUAUUUCUACACGCUUCCCAAGGCGGGGCUCAAGCUCGUCUUCUGCGACAAACCCCGAUCCUCCGACGGAUACACGAACAUCACCCGGGUUAUGGAGGAGUUCGUUCAUCAUCAGCUGCAGAAGAAGAAGACAAAGAAGUUCGAUGUCUCUGCCAUGAUACUCUCAGAGAUCGCACAUGUAUCCGGAGAGCCACUGGAACAUACGCAUAUGCUGGUCAAAUUGGUGCUCGCGGGAGAUACGAGCAUCCCGAAGGCGAUUCCGGGGCAUGUGUACCUCGUCGGAUGGGUCCCGCAUGCACGGUACGAUACGGCGACGGUGGACUGGAAAGGGUCGGACGACCUGGCUGAGCAUGAGAUCUGGGCUUUGCGCGAGGCGCAGGUGUUACGCACGGACAUGAUCGGAGAAGUGAUAUCAAGGCCUUAGGGUGGAGGUAGGAGAAACAGACUCACUGCUUUUCGUGAUGAGGCUGUGAACAAUGUGACGUAGAGUACAGCUGGAUUCCAACUGGCAGUGUGAUACAAAGAUCCCGAGCUAUACUAGCGCGGAGCACUUCAUUGC